AAUUCACAUCCACAACUAUGUUGUGAGGGUAUUGUUUCCACCACAUAAAAUGGACAUACGCUUUUCAUAUACCCCUUAACUGGUUGCUACGGAAAUGUAUACAAUUCGGUGAACAGCCACACCUCGACAAAACUCAUAUGUAUAAGUAUCACGAGAGUUUCUCUGCAGAAGAGUUGUUCUCGCGGUGUUUCUAUGGUUGCAGGGGUAAACAAUACAUUGCUCAUGCUGGUAACUUUGGAUUAAGGAACGCUAUUUAAGUAAAAAUGCAUGUUCUUCUUCUUCCCGUGUUUCCAUAGUGAUGUUAAGCAGUCCACUUCAAUGCCUGUUCUACAAAAGCUCAGAUGGGAUAAACCCAGCUGAAGCUUGAGGCACCUCUUUUACAGAAAAUGGUAAGAAGGGUAACCGCCACCCAAAAAGAAGAAAGGUAGUGGGAAGAAGAAGUCAGCAAAGGGAAAGAAAGGAGCAACUGUCGUAGAUGGCGUUUCAACUGAGGAGAUGACCAAGGAACAGCUAGAAGAGCAUAUUGUGCGUCUGCGGGAGGAGCUGGACAGGGAACGAGAGGAACGUAACUAUUUCCAACUAGAACGGGAUAAAAUUCAUACGUUUUGGGAGAUAACACGUAGGCAGCUUGAUGAGAAAAAGGCAGAGCUACGCAACCGAGACCGGGAGAUGGAGGAAGCAGAGGAAAGGCACCAGGUGGAAAUCAAGGUGUAUAAACAGAAAGUUAAGCACUUACUGUAUGAACAUCAGAACAAUAUCUCUGAGUUGAAAGCUGAGAAUACUGUUACCACGAAGCUAGCACAGAAGGAACACCGCACACAGGAAAGUGAGCUGCGCAAAGACAUGAGGACCCUCAAAGUGGAACUAAAAGAACAGGAACUUUCCAGUGAGAUGGUGGUGAAGAACCUCAAGAUGAAGCAUGAUGAAGAGAUUACCAAACUACGGAAUGAUUUUGAGAGGCAAGUGCGAGAGAUAGAGGAAAAAUAUGAGAAAAAAAUGCGAGCACAGCGAAAUGAAUUGGAGCUGCGGAGAAAGACUGAGAUACAUGAGAUUGAGGAAAGGAAGAAUGGUCAGAUUAACACACUGAUGAAGAACCAUGAGAAGGCCUUCAGCGAUAUCAAGAAUUACUACAAUGAUAUCACACUCAAUAAUUUGGCCCUUAUCAACUCAUUGAAGGAGCAAAUGGAAGAGAUGAAGAAGAAGGAAGACCGCCUUGAGAAGGAGAUGGCAGAGGUACAGCUGCAGAACAAGCGACUAACAGAGCCCUUACAGAAGGCAAGGGAUGAGGUUGCAGAGCUGCAGAGACAACUGGCCAACUAUGAGAAGGACAAGGCUUCUCUUGCAAACACCAAAGCCAGGCUGAAGGUGACAGAUAAAGAAUACAAAGACUUAAAAUGGGAACAUGAAGUCCUUGAACAGAGAUUUGUUAAGGUACAGGUGGAGCGGGAUGAACUAUAUCAGAAGUUUGUCAAAUCAAUACAUGAGGUUCAACAAAAGUCAGGCUUUAAGAAUCUUCUGCUGGAACGAAAACUACAAGCUCUCACUGACACACUGGAAAAGAAAGAGGCACAGCUCAAUGAAGUGCUUUCAGCCUCAAAUCUGGAUCCUAGUGCUCUGACUAUUGUUACUCGCAAGCUAGAGGAUGUUUUGGAUUCCAAGAAUACUGCUAUUAAAGAUCUCCAGUAUGAACUGGCUCGGGUGUGCAAGGCUCACAAUGAUUUGCUGAGAACAUAUGAAGCCAAGCUGCAAGCCUUUGGAAUUCCCACAGAUGAGCUAGGAUUUAACCCACUAGAAACCACAAUGGCUGGACAGAAUCUAGGAAAGGGAGCAGCAGGACUUGUUGCUAUGCCAACAUAAGAGGAUCAUGAACAGACUGUGUAAUCAUCCAUUCUCCACUUGCCUCAGAAUAAGAAAAUCCUCUCAGGAAUGCUUAAGCAGCUCUACAGGAACACUAAAUACUCUAUAAUAAAAUUAAACAUAUUUUAUUCUUUUAAA
Molecule: messenger RNA, 1995 nt
Organism: Protopterus annectens (West African lungfish)
Lineage: Eukaryota; Metazoa; Chordata; Ceratodontiformes; Protopteridae
Gene: GAS8
Product: growth arrest specific 8
Exons: 12
Coding region: 496-1857 (453 amino acids)
Biological process (GO): flagellated sperm motility
Cellular component (GO): Golgi apparatus; microtubule; motile cilium
Molecular function (GO): small GTPase binding; microtubule binding
Source: RefSeq, a predicted model, not a curated record